UUAAGAGGUGAGAAGGUUUUGUAGUGAGAGAAUUGUCAUCGAGUUGGAUGGAGCGGGAAAAUUGAAAAAUAAAGUCAAUUUUGUACUUCGGAGUCGUGUGGACAACUUUUUUAUGUGGUUAAUAAAGUUUUUUAAUUAAAUUUUGAAGGGUUUUUAAGUAAUUUCGGGUCAUAAAUAAUACCCACAAAUUUCUCCCUCCUUCAAUGGAAAUCGACUCCCCUCCACCCCUCUCACUCCCCUCCCUUCCCGCAUCUCCCCCAUCUACUUCAUCCACCGCAGAAUUACCCACAGAAUCCGUCGAUUCCUCAUCCUCCCUCCCCACCACUCCACCAUCCUCAUCACCCUCCACUCCUGCACCACCCCCCAUCCCCACCACCUCCUCCCCCCUCACGGACCAAACCCCCCGAGCAAAACGUCGCCUCACGGAACCCAACCGCCCCCUGAACCCCUUCGAGCGACACGCCUUCGAAGUGGAGGAUGCCCUCGCGAGAUUCGUCCAGUAUUUGGUCACCACCACCACCCUGAUAACGGACCUCCCCACCGGCACCUCCGCCAUCACCAAACUCCUCACCUCCCCCGUGAUUUCCUGCGACUGCGAAGGCGUCAACCUAGGCGAUCGGAACAACGGGAAAGUGACCCUCGUCCAAAUCAGCGACAUGACCGGGGAGGUUUUCCUCUUCGACGUCCAAACAGAACCUCUCUUGGGGGAUGAGCUUAGGAGAAUUUUAGAGUCCGAAGAGGUCGUCAAGGUGAUGCACGACUGCACGAGCGACUCCAAAGGCCUCCUCCAGCAGUUCCAAAUCCAAUUGAACAACGUGUUUGACACCCAAGCCGCCCAUCGCGUCAUUCAAAAAAGGAACUUGGGUCCGAAUGAGAAGGAGGAGAAAAAUGUGGGGCUGGAUAAAAUUUGUCGGACGUAUGGGGGGCCGCCUUCCCCUUUUAAGGAUGCCGUGAAGGGCGUCUACAAAAAGAACCAAACCUUCUGGGCGGCCCGUCCUUUGACCGAGCUGAUGAUCAGCUACGCGGCGAGCGACGUUUUGUGUUUACUCCCGGCCGUUUAUGAAAAUUUGAAAUUAGAACUCACUUCUGAGGAGGAUCUGAAAUUAUUCGGGGAGUAUUGCAAGGAGAAAGUUAAUCCGCCGGUGGUUAAUAAGACGGAGAGGAAUCAGCAGCAGCAUCAUAAUCGUGGGAAGCAGAGGGGGUUCGGGGAGCAGAGAGGUCGCGGAGGUCGCGGACGAGGAGGAUUUAAUUACUAUCGCGGAGGUGGUGACGGAUUAAACAACGGGUUUUAUUACGAUCAUUCCUUUGGUGGGUACAGCGGAGGGGAUUUGCAACAGCAGCAGCAGCAGGGUUACCAUCACCAUCACCCGAGGGGUAUGGCUGGCCGUGGUGGUCGAGGAGGGGAGUCAAGAGGCCGCUGGUCGCAGCGAUGAUGAAAAAGUGUGAUAAUUUUUAUACAACGUCGUCCAAUUAAGUAAAGAAAGGUGUUCCUAACACUGCCUUUAAAAAAAGUUACUAUUUUGCUGUGAUUUUUAUAAACUAAAAAAAUUUUUACUCUCCUCGAUCGUUGAUCGUAAAAAUCGUGCUAGAGAAAAUUCUGUUGUGAAAUUUUUUAAUCAAAAAAUACUGUUAACAAAUUCGUAAAUAACGCGAAUAAAAAUUUAGUAAAACAAAUUCCUUUAAAAA
Molecule: messenger RNA, 1686 nt
Organism: Folsomia candida
Lineage: Eukaryota; Metazoa; Arthropoda; Collembola; Entomobryomorpha; Isotomidae
Product: egalitarian protein homolog
Exons: 4
Coding region: 204-1433 (409 amino acids)
Biological process (GO): nucleobase-containing compound metabolic process
Molecular function (GO): 3'-5' exonuclease activity; nucleic acid binding
Source: RefSeq, a predicted model, not a curated record